AUAGUCCUAUUAUUGGGAUUAAGAUAGCUCCAAUAAUUUUCUCGGUUAUGGAUAAUACGUUUUAGAAGUCUUUUUUUUUUGUCUCAAAAUAAUGAUUAUGUAAACGAGUUCUAAUUCUCAACGGAUAUAUGAUGAGUUAAGGUGUAGUUAUCUUUGGCGGUUGUGUCUCCUUUGUGUAGGUUAUACAUUUUAGACUACUCUAAUAUUUUGCAGUCUAUAUUGUCAGGGGAAUGCGAAGGAUUUUCGCGCGCUCUGUUCCAUUCGAAUCUCCAACGGCUCUGAACAGAGACGUUGUUCUCACGGGGAAGAAGAAGCGGAGUUCCCACGACAUCGUUUCACCACCAGUUGAAGCUGGGAAUCAGAGCGACAUCGUUUCAUCAUCGUCUGGAAAAGAGAAGCAAUGCGACACACCGUUCCAUUGCUUGCUCAAGGGAAGAUACAACGCACGUGGAGUGACGUCGUUUCUGGCAAAAUGCCACUUAGUCCUCAAACUUGUUAAAACCACUCUUUUCCUUUUUCGGCCGUACUUGCUUUACUUCUAAACUUUGUCUUCUUACCAUUGUUUUUUAAGGUUUCUGUACUGAUUCACCGGCUAUAUAAGCUGUGAAAAUGUAAUGAGAAGAGCAGGGCUUUAGGGUUUGCUUGAUCCAUAACGUUGUUUUAUAUAUAUAUAUAUAUAUAUAUAGUGAAUUAUGUUUCAAUUAUGUUGAUGGUUUUUCCAAAAAAGCAUUAGAAUGUGAUUGUCUACUUUUUUAUUAUGUUCCAUAACAUGGAGCGAUUUCAUUCGACCGCGGUUCAGUUAGACGUAUCAUGCACGAAUAUUCGUACUUUUCGAAUGGGCAUGGUGACAUUCUGAUGUGUCUACAGUUUUAUUCGUGACAUUCUGAUGUCUAGAGUGCUAUCAAAGGUUGUGUAUGUGAUCUCUUUUUGCUCCCUCGUUAGAGGAGAAGCUUUGGGAUUCAGUUUUUAUUUCGUGUGCCCACCCUGUUUCUUCGCUCGAUCGAUCUUCUCAUUCACACGAGGAGGAAAUAUGUUAAAGAAACAAAUUUCAAGUUUCUUUCGUCUUCUCAGAAGAGAAAUUCGAUGCCUAGGCGGUUUGUUCUCUCGAGUGAUCAUCACGUGGAUUAUAUAUGUUGCAUGUUGAUUACGUUCUCUACUUUAUAGUUGUGUUGUUACAUGUUGCCAUUAUUGGAUCACUCUUUUUUUCUUUUCAAUGUUCAGUUUCUGACUUCCUAUAUAUGCUUGUACUCUAAGUUAAUUAAGAAUGUGUUUACACCUAAAAACUAAUUUGAUAUCACUUUUGAAUAUUCACAAGACAUUGAGUAUAGGAUAGUUAAUUACUGGGCGGGGUUUGGUCUGUCAAACUUAAAACUGAAAUGCGCUUACUAACGGAUUGGUACGUUAUUCUGAGCAAUCGAACCCACCUACAUUCUUUCUUUGAUUGGAUAUAUGAUGGGUGACCGACAACCCAAUUCUCCGAUAGCACCGGUUGACUACAAUUUAUGAUAAGUUGCAAUCUAGGCACUUUCCGUCUUGUAUCGAAUGGAUUCGACCAGUACUUGUGAUGUGCAAAGUUUUCAUUAUUCAUAUACACUUUCAUCUGUAAACUCUGGAUAAAAUAUUAUCUAACAGAGAAAACAAAGUCUCUAACCACAUAUUCAUAUGGAUCAAGCUCUUCACGCAUGUGGCCUGCAUUCUCAGAGAUGGAAUCUUUUCAUCACUACUCCAUCAACUAGUUGUAAAGAAACUUGGCAUUUAUUCCACGUCGACAUAUAUAGUUUUUAUUUGUAAUUUACAUCUUGAAAACAACAGUAGUAUAGUAGUCCGAAAACACUCUUUGCUUUCUCGCUUUAAAAGUCGAUUGUCGAUGCGCGACGUGAAUCAGAAAUAUGAGGACCCUUCGAUUAGAUGAAAAAGAAAUGUCUAUUUACCUUGUGAAAAUCACGUACAUGUUUAUGGACCUGACCCACAACCCAUUAACAGCGGCGGAUCCAGAACACAGAAGAGCACUGGGCCGCAUUUCAUUAGAAAAUUAGAACCGUAAAAAAAUAUAAUGAUUAUAGUUUUUUGCAAUGUAAAUUGUACACAACUGUAUUUUAAUUUAGGGAAUGCAUCAAUAAUGAAGUCUACAUCCAUACCAAUAGUAUACACUGUUUCAAAUAAAAUACUUGAGCAAUCGACGAGAAAUUCAUCGCUCAUUUUGUUGAGCAAAUCAGUUCUCACAUGUUUCAUUGUUAAAAAGGUUCUCUUCGUAGUAGCUGUUGAAACGAGCAACAUCAACACUAGAUAAAUCAAUCGACUAAUCAAUUUACAUUGUGUGUCCAUCCCUGCACACCAGCUGUUUUAGUAAAUUUGUAAGGGAACA
Molecule: messenger RNA, 2365 nt
Organism: Linum trigynum
Lineage: Eukaryota; Viridiplantae; Streptophyta; Magnoliopsida; Malpighiales; Linaceae
Source: the annotation of a GenBank genome assembly